UGGCAGCACUUGUGUGGCUCCCGUGCGACCGAUAACAAACUUCAGUCUCACCGGCAGAAAAAAAAAAAGAAAAAAAAAAAACAUUUGCAAAAUAUGACCGAAUAGUCUGGAUCCCUGCCACUUCAGAGAACCUGUCAGACUUGUUGAGCGUAGCUUUCUUAGCAAAACAAAAGGCAGGACACAGCUACUUUUAAAGCGUUUUCUAAACUAACUGAUCAUCAGCAAAAACGACUUGUCUUUAUGUUCUUAGUUUUGUUUAUACGGGUAACUUGAGUAAAAGAUAUUUAAAGUUAGGCUACAUUUGGUUUUAGGUUGCAUGAUGAAAUUAACCAAGACGAAAACAAACUCGCUCCUCACACUGAUUCUGCUGUUUCACACCAUGUCUGAGCAAGCAGGAGCUUCUCAUGAUGAUGAUGAUGACGAGGUGAGGAUCCUGAUGGUGGGAAUCCGAGGUCAGUCCAGAUUCAGUGCUGCAGAUCUUCUGUCAGGAAGGAAAGACGGUGGACAGGAGGACAGAGAGAUUGUAAAGACUCCAGUAAUUACAGACGAGGCUCGUAGAAUGAUGCUGAUCACUGGACCGAACCUCUGUGAGGAGGACACAGAGAGACAGACCUUCACAACAGCGCUGUUUCUCUCGUCUCCUGGACCUCACGCCGUUCUAAUGCUCCUGAAUCUGGAAGAUCAACAAUCACAACAGUGUGAUAUUGUGAAACGAGCUCAGGAGCUGCUGGGAGCAGAAGUCCUGCAGUACUGCAUUGUUCUUCUGCUGCAAAAUCACCAGGAACCUUUCACAGGAGCCUCCAGAGAAAUGAUCGAUGCAUGUGGAGGAAGAUUUCUCAUCAUAAGAGACUCUGAACCUAAACCUGCUCAAAGAGCAGCUCUCGUAGCAGAAAUACACAAGUUAGUUUGGCUCAACGAUCACAGAUUUUACUCAGUAGUGACUCAAGGGUUGGAUGCAGAAGAGUCCAGUCAAAGUGUGCAUGAAGAAAAUAAGAUGCUCUCUGAAAAACAUGACAAUUCAGCAGGAACUGCACGAUGGAUUUUACUAAUUUUACUGAACACUGCUUUUAUUUUCACUAAAGUAAGACAUGAACAUUUUCAUUUUGCGGAAAUACUCUUCGUGCUUGUUAUUUUUACCGUCACUUUAAGAGAGACUCUCAAUCCAGAUGUUUCUGUUCCUUUAAAUUUGAUUGUAUCCUCAACUUUCACAGUAGCCUCUGCAUAUAAAGACUUCGCAAAUUCACGACAUGGACACCAAAUCAUAAUGUUUUUAGUCAUGAUCUUUACAUUUCCCAGUAUAGUGUUCAUAGCCGGUCUAGGACUGACUGUAGGAACAGCGGUCAGUGUACGGACGUGGUCAGAUGUGAUCAUAGCGUGCCACGCUGCUCCCGGAGUCACAUUCGGGGCUCAUUUAUACACGGUUUACUCCAUUAUACCUGAUCAAAUGCAAGCUCGUACAACUCUCAUUUUUGCACUCAAGUUAUUCCUGUUCUGUUUCGUUGGAGUGACGCUCUCGAUGGGGUUUGUGACUGUAUUUGCUCUGUUUGGAGUGAAGAUGACAAUAUUUCUGCUAAUAUUAGGAUUUACAAAAAUGUAUUUCCAUUUAAGGAGUCUUUCUCUGAAACUGUUUAUUUUUUUCCUGCUUUUUCCAUGCUCUUCUCAUAAUGAUGAUGAUGACGAGGUGAGGAUCCUGAUGGUGGGAAUCCGAGGUCAGUCCAGAUUCAGUGCUGCAGAUCUUCUGUCAGGAAGGAAAGACGGUGGACAGGAGGACAGAGAGAUUGUAAAGACUCCAGUAAUUACAGACGAGGCUCGUAGAAUGAUGCUGAUCACUGGACCGAACCUCUGUGAGGAGGACACAGAGAGACAGACCUUCAUAACAGCACUGUUUCUCUCGUCUCCUGGACCUCACGCCGUUCUAAUGCUCCUGAAUCUGGAAGAUCAACAAUCACAACAGUGUGAUAUUGUGAAACGAGCUCAGGAGCUGCUGGGAGCAGAAGUCCUGCAGUACUGCAUUGUUCUUCUGCUGCAAAAUCACCAGGAACCUUUCACAGGAGCCUCCAGAGAAAUGAUCGACGCAUGUGGAGGAAGAUUUCUCAUCAUAAGAGACUCUGAACCUAAACCUGCUCAAAGAGCAGCUCUCGUAGCAGAAAUACACAACCCUUUAGAGCGGCCUCCAAAGCACACAAAGAGCUGCUCCAUUUGUCUGAAUGACGUAGAGCGCUCAAUUUACACUCUGAGUGCCCGAACAGGGAACAAUAAGUUGGGACCCAGCUCGCCAUCUGCCACAGGGAGGGCUUACAGUGAAAUCACCUGGGCUCUGAACGGAGUUGACAGCACCUUAGAGGGGAUGCACUUCGUAAAAGUGCGGGUGGCCAAGGAUAGUCCGAAUGGAAGGACCAUGUACUGA
Molecule: messenger RNA, 2407 nt
Organism: Cyprinus carpio (common carp)
Lineage: Eukaryota; Metazoa; Chordata; Actinopteri; Cypriniformes; Cyprinidae
Exons: 5
Coding region: 317-2407 (696 amino acids)
Molecular function (GO): GTP binding
Source: RefSeq, a predicted model, not a curated record